AUGGCUGCAAAAGAUGAAAAAGCACCCAUUCGCUCAUCUUUCAAGCAUCUCUUUUCCUUCACCAGAUGGAAUCAAGCAGCGCCUCUUACUGCGGCCCUCGCUGCAUCGGCUGCAUUUGCUGCCAUCAAGUCCAUCUAUCCCAUCUUCUUGGGCAAGAUCUUCAAUAUAGUAUCCGAUUUCGGUGCCGGUCGGCGCUCCGGCAGUGAGACUUUGCACGAGAUAUCCCACUGGAGUCAGAUAUUGAUCGGCCUUGGAAUUGUGAACUGCCUCUCAGGCUCGGCUUUUCUAUCACUCUGGGUCACCUUUGGAGAGCUUCAAGCCAAGUCUGUCCGACAGGAUAUCUUCAAGAGCUUACUGUCAAAGAAUAUCGCAUGGUUCGAUUCUUUAGAUCAGGGUAUCUCUAGUCUCUUGGUUAGAAUCCAAACGCAAACUCGAGAACUUCAGCUCGCAACAUCGCAGGUAUUCGGCUUCCUAGUAACCGACUGCAUUGUUUCCAUCGUUUCCCUCUCGAUAGCUUUCUACUAUUCUUGGAAGCUCACUUUGGUGCUACUCGCAACCCUGCCCAUAUCCUUGAUACUACUGUCUCUCGCAACUCGACGAUUAGAGCCGGCUAUCCAAGCUCAGAAGCGCGAUUUGGAGACUGCAUCAAAGUUUGCCACCUCAUCCAUAAAAGCCAUAGAGAUUGUGAAAAUAUUCAACGGAUUCGACCGCGAGCUCCGGCAAUACCAUGACGCAAUCAUGCUAGCCAGCAAACAGUAUUUGAUACAAGCUCAAUGCAACUGUUUCCAGAUGGGAUAUGUUGCCUUCUGGGUUGUUGGCAUAUUCGUCGCGGGCUUCUGGUAUGGCAGCAUCCUCGUCGACCAAGGACUGAGUCCUGGCCAAGUUAUUACCACCUUUUUCUCAAUUCUUUCAGCAUUCCAGGGAAUUGGAGCGUUGCUCCCACAGUGGCUGGUUCUAUCCAAAGGCAUGUUUGCGGGUGCCUUUUUGUCAUCUUUAUCGACUGCAUGUGAUGACGAAGCUGCUAAAGAGAAUGGAGGCCAAAUUAGACCCAACUCUUGCACUGGCAAUGUGGAUCUAAUAGAUGUCACCUUUGCCUAUCCUUCCAACCCCGAAAAGCCCGUCCUCAAUAAGUCAACAUUCUUUUUCCCUGCCGGCCAACUCACAUUCAUCGUGGGAAGAAGCGGAUCAGGGAAAAGCACAAUCGGAAAUCUUAUUGCUCAAUUCUAUGACCCCUCGUCAGGCCUAAUUUGUUUAGACGGGUACCCCUUGGCCACUUUGGAUCGCGAUUGGGUCCGAUCCAACAUUGCUUUGAUCCAGCAAUUGAGCGUCGUGUUCGACGAUAGCCUUUUCAAUAACGUAGCAGUCGGCCACAAUGACCCUGAAGCAGCGACAAGAGAGGCCGUUGGCAAUGCGUGCGAAUUUGCGCUACUACAAUCGACGCUCAGCAAUCUUCCCGAGGGCCUCAACACUCGAAUCGGUUCAAAUGGACACAAAUUGAGCGGAGGCCAAAUGCAGAGGGUUGCACUUGCCAGAGCAAGAAUUCGAGAUCCGGCUGUACUUAUCCUUGACGAAGUGACAAGCAGCCUGGAUCAGAUAAACCGGAGUCUGAUAAUAGAUGCCAUCAGAGCGUGGCGGCGAGACAAAACAACCAUCAUCAUCACACAUGAUAUUAGCCAAAUCGAAGAUGAUGAACUCGUAUAUGUCAUGCAAGACGCCUCUUUAGUACAACAGGGAUUGCGGCGACAGCUGGCCAACAUCGCAACAGGCGCGUUUGCGUCUCUGGCCCGUCAGGCUUCCGUUGAAUCAUCUCCUUCUACACCGAGCAAAUCACAGAUGACUGAUGUUACCUUAAGCGAAGAUUUUGAAAAGGCCUGGGAAAGACCCAAUACCGACAAAAGGUCAGAAAUAUCCGCCGAAAAUGCAUCCUGCUAUGAAAUUGGCAAGAGACAAUCAUCUAGCUCGAUUAGCGAAUACUUUGAGCCAUCUCGAAGAUUCAAUGCAUCAGAAUCUUGCUAUAGAUCCUCUUCAGAGAGCGACUUCACCAUGGACUUUUCUCAUCAUUACGAAUACGACGAGGACCCAAUCUACUUAUUUGGAAAGGCAGAGCGCCGAAGCAACAUCUCCAGCUUGCGAGUCGCUUCCAACCCUGCAAAACAAACGGCGGGAAAACCGAGCACGCUAUGGUCAAUCUUAGAAACCGUCUGGCCAGUGCUCACCUCAAAAGACCGCGCAAUCUUCCUCGGUGGAGUUGUAAUGUGUCUGAUUAGCUCUGCAGCAAAGCCAGUCUUUUCAUUUUGUCUCUCCCAACUUCUAGCAGUAUUGUGGCUACCAGAGAACAGGACGGCUGAAGCGAAACAAAAGGCAAUCUAUCUGGUAAUCACGGCAGUUGUUGAUGGUACCACGACUGGCAUGAGCCAUUACAUUUUUGAGAGAGUUGGUCAAUCCUGGGUGAAUGCAAUUCGUCUCGAGGCUCUAAAGAGAAUUCUCUGGCAGCCGAAAUCAUGGUUCGAUCAAGAUGGAAACUCAGCCAGCAGGAUCAACGAGUGUCUUGAAAGGAACUCGGAGGAAACUCGCAACAUUGCCGGGCGAUUCAUUCCCGUCGUCAUAAGCGUCAUCGGGAUGAUUACGGUUUCCAUGAUAUGGGCUUUCAUAACGUCCUGGAGGCUAACUAUCGUCACUCUUUCAGCCCUACCUUUAGUCCUUGGAAUAGUCAAAGGCUACACCAUCAUCAGCAGCAAGUGGGAAGCUAAAUGCAAUCAAGGAGCCUCGGAUGCCAGCGCCGUCUUCAGCGAGACGUUUGUCAACAUCCGCGUAGUGCGAGCGCUGAUGCUUGAAAAGUACUUUGGCACAAAGCACCAAAAACUGAUUUCUCACACCUUUAGCUUAGGCCUGAGAAGGGCAGGUUAUACCUGUGGACUAUUUGGGCUGUAUCAGUCAAUGAAUUAUCCCAUGACCGCCUUGGUAUUCUACUAUGCCACAGUUUUGCUAUCCAAAAACGAUGGCACCACAGUAGCCAAGAUACUGCAGGUGAUCAACUUACUGCUAUUCAGCAUCGGAACUUCAACCGCUUUAUUGGGCAGCAUACCGCAAAUGACCAUGGCCAAAGCGACAGCAACACAGCUACUGGCCUACGCAACAAUGCCGAUAGAAUCCAAAGAAAGCCAAAGCGGUAUUGAGGUCUCAACCCCUCUACCUGUUGAGGUUAGAAAUCUGCAAUUUGCUUAUUCGCAGUCGAGCCCACGCGUCCUCCAUGAUGUUUCUUUCAACAUCACACAGGGAACUUGCACCGCCAUAGUCGGCUCUUCUGGCUCUGGCAAAUCCACAAUCAUAUCUCUCCUCAUGGGCCUCCAUCGCCCUUCAGAUGACACUCAAUCUCUCACCUACGCAAGCAUUCCGCUUUCCAAACUCGACAUACAACACCUCCGCUCAAAAAUGGCAUACGUCUCCCAAACGCCACAUCUCUUCCCCGCAACUGUCACAGACAACAUAAUCUACAGUCUCCCAGGCGACUCCCCCCUCAGAGACAGCCAAAACGUACAAGCCGCAGCAAAAGCAGCCGGCAUUCACGACUUCAUCACCUCUCUCCCCCAAGGCUACUCUACCAUUGUAGGAGAUGGUGGAAUCGCUCUCUCAGGCGGCCAAGAGCAGCGGCUGAGCAUCGCCCGGGCACUUGUCCGCCAUCCCCGGCUUCUCAUCUUGGACGAGCCGACGAGUGCUCUUGACGCCGAGUCGACGAGUAUGAUCCGCGAGACGAUAUGCGGUCUUACAGAGCGGGCGAGGCAGAAGGAGAGCGAUAUGGCCAUUGUGAUGGUUACGCAUACGCCUGAAAUGAUGAAAAUUUGUGAUAGGAUUGUCAUGAUUGACAGUGGUGUCAAGGUCGAAGAGGGUAGCUAUGAAGAGCUGAUGACAGCCAAGGGUCCUUUUGGGCAUCUUAUUAGCAAAGGCGAAUGGCACGGUGGAGAGUAG
Messenger RNA from Trichoderma atroviride IMI 206040, 3966 nucleotides. NCBI's taxonomy places the organism in Eukaryota, Fungi, Ascomycota, Sordariomycetes, Hypocreales, Hypocreaceae. The record is from RefSeq and is a predicted model, not a curated record.